AUGCCACCCAGAUUAGAGGCGCUGCAGCGUCUAGGCACGAUGAACCUCUGCCUGCGACCAGCAACGACAACCCCCAAGACGCCGCUCAUGCCGCUCAUCCAGACGGCCAACCUCUCGCAGCGCGAGCGCAAACGAAAGGCCAAACAGGACCCUUACCGCUGGGCGCAGGCGCAACAGCGCAAAAACGCCAACCUCAAGCGCCGCGGCGAGCUGCAGGCCGAGCGCGACGCCCUCCUCGGCGACCCCAUCUGGGGCCACAAGACGCCCUUUAUCGAGUCCCUCGAGACGGCCGCCCAGCCGACCGCCGCCAAGGCCGCCGACGGCAGCGACACGGCCGUCGUUGUCACGCCGCGCAGCCACUACCUUACCGAUGCCGAGCUCGACGAGGUCGCGCAGCACGCGCACGCGCUGACCAAGCCCGUCGUCGGGGUCAUCAGCUCGCAGCUCGAGGACAGCCUCGGCGAGGCUGAGUCGCAGACGCAGCACGACCGGCGGCACGCGCGCGCCGUCGAGGCCCUCCGCCGCAUCACCGCCCUCGAGAACGGCAGCAAAAAGGACCAGUACCACUUCAAUGUGCGGCGCAUCGUCGACGCCUUUGGCCGGCACCGCACCGACGGCGUCGUCCCGCCCAAGCCCGCGCCCAUCAACCCGAGCACCGUCGAGAUGCCCCCGCGCGCGGGUCCCGACACGGGCUCGUCCGAGGUGCAGAUUGCCAUCCUCACGGCCAAGAUCCGCAACCUCGCCGCCGCGCUGUCCGUCAACCGCGGCUACAAGGACAUCCACAACAAGCGCAACCUGCGCCUCAUGCUGCACAAGCGCCAGAAGCUCCUGCGCUACAUGGAGAGGAAGGAAAAGGGCAGCGGGCGCUGGACAAACAUGAUUGAGAAGCUCGGUCUCACGCCCGCCAUGUGGAAGGGGCAGAUUGAGCUGCGAUAA
Molecule: messenger RNA, 936 nt
Organism: Akanthomyces muscarius
Lineage: Eukaryota; Fungi; Ascomycota; Sordariomycetes; Hypocreales; Cordycipitaceae
Exons: 2
Coding region: 1-936 (311 amino acids)
Biological process (GO): translation
Cellular component (GO): ribosome
Molecular function (GO): structural constituent of ribosome
Source: RefSeq, a predicted model, not a curated record